Messenger RNA from Ilex paraguariensis (yerba mate), 354 nucleotides. The record is from the annotation of a GenBank genome assembly. Lineage: Eukaryota; Viridiplantae; Streptophyta; Magnoliopsida; Aquifoliales; Aquifoliaceae.
AUUGUAAUGCCGUCCAAGGUGGGUUUUGGGGCGUUACAACAAACAUCUGAAGAAAUUGAAAUGCAUCAACUAGAUGAUACUGAAGAUAAAGAACAUGAAGUCCAAGAUACGGAAGAUAAAGAAAUCCAAGUAGAAGAGAAAGAAAAGUUAGAAUGUGAAGAAGAGGAAGAGGUAGAAGAUAAUGAACAAUUUGUGAUAAAGAACAGAAAGAAAAAAGGGAAAAACCAAGUUUUGUUAGAAAGCAGUGAAGAAUCAGAAGAGGUGGAUGAAUGGAGAAACCAUGCUCAACAAAUUUAUGACUAUGAACAAGACAAUGAACAAGCAAGCAAUGAACAGAUGGAAUCCAAACCAUAA